GGCAAAUGGCUACCUAACAAAUGCGAUUUUGCGCGCACUGCGCAUGCUCUCCAAUGGACUAUUUUCUUGGCUCUUGUGUUGUAGUGCAGUGUGCAGUAUCAGAGGAAGGUUUUUAAUGUGCAGCAUAUUAGUAAGAAAAAGUCUGUUAACUAUUAUAUAAGGAAUAUCACCGUAUAUAAUUUAAAUUAUGGCUAUCGAGAAAAUUUUGCAAAGCAAAAAAAAUGCAAAUUGCAUUUUGGAUUUGGAAAAAACUUUGUUGUCUAAUGAUGAUGAUAGUAUUCUUUCGACCAUGGAUACAUUUCAGGAAUUGUUCACUCAACUUUUUUUGAAAAAUUUGAUCCAGUUAAUACCUGGACUAGAUAAAAAUGAAGAAAAAUAUAGGCUUUGGCUUAUCGAAAGAAAAAAGGAUUUAAUUAACAAUUUGUUGAUUUAUUUAAAUCAUGAUAAUGAAAAAUUGCAGAAGAAAAGUCUUGAUGUUCUUUUGACCCUUGUUAAGCUGGAAAGUGUAAAUAAAGAUGUAUGGGAUUUUCCUAAAGAACUCUUUGGGAGAAUAAUUUUUGAACUGCUUUCUCCACAUAUUGAUCAGCAAACUAACAUUCUUAGAUUCCAAGUAUAUGCUUCAUAUGAUGAUAUUUUUAUGUACACAUUGAAAGCAAUAAUGAAUAUAUUGGAUAAGAAAGAAGAGGUUACAGAUAUUUUCUUAACUAACCUUUUUUAUCUUCUGAAUGCACUGAAAUAUCCUGAUGAGUUCCAUACUUCUAAAGUUAACACUCUUCUACCUCAAGAUAGUUUGAAGACACCUUUCUGUUUAAAAGAAAAGGUUAUUUGUAAAUUAUUUUCAAAUACAUGGAAUAGAUUUUUAAAAUUUCAGCUCCCAUUCCCUGUUCUCAAGAGAGUGUUACUGGUCUUGCAUAAAAAAGUGAUUCCUCAUCUACAGAACCCAUAUCUACUGACAGAUUUUCUCACUGAUUCUUACAAGCAGGGAGGUAUAAAUAGUUUAUUGUCUUUGAAUAGCCUGUACUUUCUAAUGGCUCACUAUAAUGUAGAAUAUCCUGACUUUUUCAAGAAUUUUUAUUGUUUGAUUAGUAAAGAUGUAGUAAAUGGAAAAUUUAGCUCAAGGUUUUUUUACCUUUGUGAUCUUUUUCUGUCAUCCACGCACUUACCUGCAUAUUUGAUUGCUUCAUUUGCUAAAAGACUAAGCAGAAUUGCUUUAUUAUCAAAAACUGACAGCAUUUUGAAAAUAAUUGUUUUAGUUAUAAAUUUAUUUAUUCGUCAUAAGACUAUAUCUGUACUUAUCCACAAAGAAAGCCCCACAGAAUUAUCUGAAGAUCCAUUUGUUUUUGAGGCAUCCGAUCCUGCAGAAAGUCAUGCAUUAGAAAGUUCUCUGUGGGAAAUAAAGACAUUGCAGAACCACAUUAUUCCAGAAAUCUCUCGUAAAGCUAAAAUUCUAAAUCACCCUUUGCCUUCUGUAGAACUGGAUUUCUCUUCAACAUUAGAUAUCUCACUGGAUUCUCUGUACAGAAAAGAAAGGAAGCGGAAAUUCGAGGAGGUACCUCUAGUAGUAAGCAGGCCUUUUAAAACUUGCUGAUGAGAAAGACUGCCAUAAAAUUGUAUCCGUGUAAAUAAUGUGAAGAUGUAUAUUUUUGAUUAAAUUUUUACUCUUUA
Molecule: messenger RNA, 1665 nt
Organism: Argiope bruennichi
Lineage: Eukaryota; Metazoa; Arthropoda; Arachnida; Araneae; Araneidae
Product: nucleolar complex protein 4 homolog
Exons: 14
Coding region: 188-1588 (466 amino acids)
Biological process (GO): ribosome biogenesis
Cellular component (GO): Noc4p-Nop14p complex; nucleolus; small-subunit processome
Source: RefSeq, a predicted model, not a curated record